Phoenix dactylifera (date palm) is the source of this 1190-nucleotide messenger RNA. The record is from RefSeq and is a predicted model, not a curated record. NCBI's taxonomy places the organism in Eukaryota, Viridiplantae, Streptophyta, Magnoliopsida, Arecales, Arecaceae.
CCCCCUUCGAGCUUCCGGCCAGCUUCGAGGCCCUUCUCCAUGGAGACACCCUGCGGCCUCCCCAGCCGAAAGGACAACAAGGUCGUGUUCGUCUUGGGAGCGACCGGCUCCGGAAAAUCCAAGCUGGCCAUCGCCCUCGCCACCCAAUUCGACGGCGAAAUAAUCAACUCCGACAAGAUGCAAGUGUACGGCGGCCUCGACGUGAUCACCAAUAAGGUGACCAAGGAGGAGUCCGCCGGCAUCCCCCAUCACUUGCUAGGUGUCGUCCACCCGGAUGCCGACUUCACCGCGUUAGAUUUCCGCCGCGAGGCCGUGCAUGCCAUCGACUCCAUCCUCGGGCGCGGUCGCGUCCCCAUCGUCGCCGGCGGCUCCAACUCGUACAUUGAAGGGCUGGUCGACGGCGAGGGCGGCGAGUUCCGGUCCCGGUACCAGUGCUUGUUCCUGUGGGUGGACGCGGCGCUGCCGCUCCUCCACUCCUUCGUGUCGGCACGGGUGGAUAGGAUGGCGGAGAAGGGGCUGGUGGAGGAGGCGCGAAGCUUGUUCCACGCCAAUGCGGACUACUCCCGCGGUAUCCGGAGGUCGAUCGGGGUGCCCGAGAUGGACCAUUACUUCCGCAUGGAGGCAUCGGCGGACGAGGAAACCCGGGCCAGGAUUUUGGAGGCGGCGGUGGAUGAGAUCAAGGCCAAUACAUGCAAGCUGACCUGCAUUCAGCUGCAGAAGAUCCACCGCUUCUGCACCCUCCCUGGUUGGGACCUGCACCGCAUCGACGCCGGCGAGUUCUUUCUGAAGCGAGGCCAGGAGGGGGAGGCCGAGGCAUGGGAGAAGGUGGUGGAGAGUCCCAGCACGGAGAUCGUGCGAAGAUUUCUGACCGGGGCCGGUGGGGUUAAGCAUAUGGCUGGUGAAGAAGGAACCGCCGACGAUAACAAGCAGGAUAACGGUGAGGUUGCCGAUAAACAUGGAACCGCAGGGAAGUACAAGGAUGAGAAUUGCGAGGUUAAGCAUGUGGCUGGUGACGAUGGAGCCACCGAUCGCAAGAACGCGGAUGAAAACGGGAGUGAAGCUGGUGCCAAUGGAGAAGGACCCAAGAACGUGGUUAAGGAUGUGAAGUGUGAGACUGAGACUGGUCAUGUUAAUGGAAUAGCAGCCAACCGUGAGGUUUAAUCUGCCAUGGACAAACCUUAUGCUUAUGA